Messenger RNA from Exophiala aquamarina CBS 119918, 366 nucleotides. RefSeq lists its product as uncharacterized. The coding region runs from base 1 to 366 and encodes 121 amino acids. Lineage: Eukaryota; Fungi; Ascomycota; Eurotiomycetes; Chaetothyriales; Herpotrichiellaceae. Gene Ontology annotation, molecular function: glutathione transferase activity; glutathione peroxidase activity. Gene Ontology annotation, cellular component: peroxisome; mitochondrion. The record is from RefSeq and is a predicted model, not a curated record. Gene Ontology annotation, biological process: glutathione metabolic process. The transcript has a single exon.
AUGUCUCAUCCAGAGCUGCUUCCUAAGGCGCUCGAUGUGCUGUUCGAGGCAUUGUGGACUGAGCCGAACGAGUCUGACCUGCCGGAUCCCAAGGUCUUUGCGCAGGUGUUGAGGAAGGUGUUGCCAGAGGAGGUGGUCAAGGAUGGAAUGGAGAAGAUGGGUUCGGCGGAGGUGAAGAGUGAGCUUAUGCGGUGUUCUAACCAAGCGUUUGAAAACGGCGCGUUCGGGCUUCCAUGGUUCCAUUGUACGGAUUUUGAGGGUAGGGUGGAAGGGUUCUGGGGCUUUGAUCACCUUGGUCAGGUAGUUAGAUUCCUGGGUUUGGAUGGGAAUUUGGAUCAGAGGGGAUCGCUUAGAGCGGUGCUGUGA